AUGUUUUCUCGGAAUGUCCCAACUCCCCGGGUGGGCCAGUUGGAUGCCUCAUUGUUAGAUGCAGAACUUUAUGACAUUCUCAAGACACAACUGCUUUCCAUAUUUAAAACCUUUAAGCCAGGAUUUAAAGACCGAUAUGAACCAGAGAUGCUACUUAUACUUAAGCUGCUAAUUUUUAAAUUGACUGUAUGGGAUAACUCAGCGACAUAUGGUGCAAAGCUCCAGAAUCUCAUGUUUGUCGAUGGGCGCAAGUGUACUUCAAUAAAAAAACCUCUGUCACAAUCACAACGGCUAGGCUAUGCAAUACUUGUUGUAGGUGGAGAUUAUAUCUGGAACAAGAUUGAAAGCAAAAUUGCAGCACUUUCAUAUGAAUCACAUGAAUAUAACGACGACGAAGAUGAAGAUGAAAGACCUCAGCGGCGGUUAUUUGGCCGCCAUUUUACAGUAGCACGAUUAGAACGUCUUUCAAAUACAUUGAGCACUUUGUGGUCUGUGUCAAGUCUUGUUAACUUUGUUUUAUUUCUCUAUUCCGGUCGCUACUCUACACUGAUUUUACGGCUGCUAAGGAUCCGCUUGGUAAGCUCAUCGCCGCGUGCUCUUACACGUCAGGUCUCUUUUGAGUUCCAAAACCGCCAGCUGGUAUGGAAUGCGCUUACAGAGUUUUUACUUUUUACCCUACCUCUUAUCAAUCUUGGGCGCCUGCGCCGCCGGUUCGGAAAGGCAGUGGCGUAUGUUGUUGGUGGGAGCAGUAGUGGCAGCAAUGAUGGAUCUUCGUCAAACCAAAAGGGCGAAUUAUACUUUUUGCCAGAAAAGACGUGUGCAAUUUGCUACAAGGAUGCUGAACGUGCAAUUACAGCUACGGCAAUGUCUUCUGCAGGUGGUGGUGAUUCCGGUGGUGAUGGAAGCGGUGUGAACACAGACAUUACAAACCCAUACGAAUGUGUAGAGUGCGGACAUGUGUUCUGUUAUGUGUGUCUUGCAUCGCGGUUAGUGGAGGCUGAAGGGGAUGGAUGGACGUGUUUACGAUGUGGCGAGCUUGUACAACGGAUGCGGGUUUUUGGAGACGUUGAUGUGAGUGCAAUUAAAGUAAAUCCUGCAGUUUUGAAAGAAGAAGAAGUUGUGGUGGAAGCAGAGAAAGUCGAACAAGAUGAAGAGGAUGAAGAAGAUGAAGAAGAUGAAGGUUUUAAAGACAACCAAAAUGUAGACGAUUCUGAAGGCGAUGAAGAAGAUGAAGAAGAAGACAAUCAAGAAGACGAUGGUGAAGAUGAAGAUGAAGAUGAAGAAGACGAAGAAGAUGAAGAUGAAGAUGAAUUCUCUCAAGAAGAUGAUUCACAGUAUGAAUCUGACUUUUCAGAGACCGAAUCUUUAUCUGAAUAA
Molecule: messenger RNA, 1377 nt
Organism: Magnusiomyces paraingens
Lineage: Eukaryota; Fungi; Ascomycota; Dipodascomycetes; Dipodascales; Dipodascaceae
Exons: 1
Coding region: 1-1377 (458 amino acids)
Biological process (GO): protein import into peroxisome matrix
Cellular component (GO): peroxisomal membrane
Molecular function (GO): zinc ion binding
Source: RefSeq, a predicted model, not a curated record